AUGGAAACAAAGUUCCUCCAGACUUCCAGAGGAAGCGUGGAGCACCACUCGGAGGUCCAGAUGUCCUCCUCUUCUACGUCUGUCACCACAAGCAGCACCAAACUGCGCAAAGUCUCUCAGACUUCCAAGGUUUUCGAUGAACAGUGUGGGCAGCGAAAGAUCUCAACUGUGGUGGAGUCAUUCAGCCAGGUCCAGAAGUCCUUCGAGAUCCCAGCAGGAGAGUCUGUCCCAGAUUUUGAGGAGAAGCCCCGCCCCAUUACGGCACAGGAGGGGGACAAGGCCUCCUUUAAGGUGAAGGUGACGGGGAAUCCCAAGCCCAUUGUGACGUGGAAGAGAGAAAGUGGUAAACCCCUGACUGAAGGGGUCAUGACCUACUAUGACAACAUCAACAAGCUGUAUGUUCUGAAGAUUAAAUCUCUAACCAUGGAAGAUGCAGAUGUCUACAAGUGCAUUGUCUCCAAUGAUCAUGGAGAGGCUGUCUACUCCAUGUCACUCAUUGUGACGGAAAAUCCGGCGAUGGAUUUCAAGAAGAUGCUGAAGAAACGGAGCACACCAGCUCCCAAGGAGGAGAAGAAGCCAAUCACAGAGGAAGAGAUGUUGAAGAUUUUAUCUGGGGCAGACAAGAAGGACUAUGAGCGCAUCUGUGCUGAGCACGGCUUCACCGACUUCAGAGGAAUUCUGAAGAAGCUCAAGGAGAUGAAAAAGAAGGGAGAUGAAGAGACGGUGAAGGUCCUGAAACCCUUGGAAGAUAUUACAGCCAAGGCAGAUUCCAAUGUGGUUUUUGAGACCAUUCUGGGACUGAAAGACCCUAACAUCAAAAUGCUGUGGUUCAAGGACACAGAGCUGCUACGGAUCCAGUACUCCUUGGGGAAGUAUGAGCUGAAACAGAUGGGCACUAAGUUCAUGCUGUGUAUCUCCAGCGUUAGCCUGAAGGACUCUGGCAGCUACUCACUGAAGGUUGGAGAGAAGACCCUCUCUGCAAGGCUCAAUGUCAUAGAUGAACCUCUGAAGUUCACGUCGGACCUGAAGCCCGUGCGUGUGACCGAGCGGCAGACGGCCAUCUUCGAGGUGCGUCUGUCCAAGAAGACCAACAAGCCGCCCGUGUGGAAGUUUGGUGGGAAGGAGCUGAAGCGUGAUGAGAAAUUCGACGUGGUCGUGUCUGAAGACGGGCUCACCCACACGCUGAAGAUCAAGGACGUGAGGCCAAGCGAGACGGGCGACUACACCUUGAGCCUGGGCGACCUGACCAGCACGUCCCCUCUCUUCAUCGACAGGAUACCUAUCAAAUUUGUAAGCCACCUGAAGAACGUGCAUGUAAAGGAGAAGGGCAAGGCACGGCUGGAGUGUGAGAUGAGCUCCAAGGACGUGCACAUCAAGUGGCUGAAGGAUGGAAAGGACAUCUCCAACAACCCCCGCUACAGCUUCAUGCGCGAGGGCAAGCGGGCGGAGAUCGUCAUCGACGACUGCGACCUGGCGGACAGCGGCGAGUACGCCAUCGUCUGCACGCAGGAUAAUGACGCCCAGGAGUACAUCAGCUCCGCCAACCUCACUGUGGAUGAACGCUUUGCUACUGUCAAGAGUGGGAUGUCUGACAUCCAGUGUCCCACUGACUCCAGUUCAGAGCUGUGCGUGGUCCUGAAUGAUGAGAAAGUGGAUGGGGUGUGGCUAAAAGAUGGCAAGGAGGUGUCCGAUAUGAGUGGGAUUCAAGUGGUCAAACAGGGUGCUGUGCACAAGCUGAUCUUCAACAAGGUGGGCGAGGAACAUGAAGGCAAGUAUACCUUCAGGGCCAAAGGAGCGGAGAGUGAAGCUGUGCUGUCAAUUGCAGACCCUCCAGCCAUUGAUCCCACCAUGCUGGAGGUAUUAGCCAGCAACCCUGUGACUGUGAAGGCCGGACAGACAGCGAUCAUCAAGAUCCCUUUCAAGGGCAAGCCCGUUCCCAGAGUGACAUGGUACAAGGAUGGCAUUGAGGUGACGGGGGAUGCACGCAUAACCCUAGAACGGGAGGCGGACUCCACCACGCUGGCGCUUGCCAAAUGCGUGCGUGAGGACAGUGGCGCCAUCAUGCUGCGGCUUAAGAGCGACUGUGGAACCGCCAUCGCUAACAUGCACCUCAACGUCUUGGACCGCCCGAAGCCCCCCCAAGGUAAGGUGGAGUUCCUGGAGCGGACAGGAAGGUGCAUCAAAAUGAAGUGGAAGGCACCACGAGACAAUGGGGGCAAGCAGGUGACCAGCUUCGUCAUCGAGAGGUGUAUGGCGGGGAAGAAGUCCUGGAUCAAGGUGGGGGAGGUCGACCCCAGCACCACCUUCUUCAGCAACGACAAGGUGGAGGAGGGCAAAGCUUAUCAGUACCGCAUCCGGGCCGUCAACUCAGAGGGUGUGAGUGACCCGCUGGAGACGGAGGAGGUCUGCGCCGGGGAGCCCAUUGAGCCCCCAGGCACGACCUCUCAGCCUCAGAUUACAGACGUGACCAAAGACACUGCCAUGGUGACCUGGAGCCCACCUGCCCAGGAUGGGGGCGCCCCUGUGCUGGGUUAUAUCAUCGAGAGGAGAAAGAAAGGCAGUAAUAUGUGGGUCCCGGUCAGUAAGGAGCUCAUCCAAGACACCAAAUACACAGUGGAUGGGUUGGUGGAAGACAUGGAGUACGAGUUCAGGGUAGUCAGCGUGAACAGAGCUGGUCCGGGCGUCCCCAGCAGCAGCUCCAACUCUGUGCUCGCAAAAGACCCUGUCCGUGCUCCUGGCUUGGUAAAGGACUUGCAUGUGACCGACUCGUCCAGUUCCUCCAUCUCUCUGGGCUGGUGCCCCCCACAGCAAGGCGAUGAGCCAUCAGGCUACAUCCUGGAGAUGCGCCUUGAUGACGCCAAGGACUGGUCAAAGUGCACCAAGAUCCCCAUCGCUGGCACCAGCUACACAGUGGGAGGCCUGCAGGACCGCAUGAAGUACUUCUUCCGUAUCCGCGCCGUUAACGAAGGCGGCGUCGGGGAGCCCGUCGCGCUCGAGCAGGGGGCACUGGCCAUGCCGCCCCCUGCACCCCCUAGGUUUGACCUCCGUGGAAAAGUGAACAACCAGCUGCUGGUGCGCGCUGGGACAGCUCUGUGCAUCCAUGUCACUUUCACGGGGUCUCCUCCCCCAGUGGUGACCUGGCUGAAGAACGGCAUCCCCACCACCGGCAGAGAGACCAUCAUCAAAGGGAAGGAGCAUUCCCAGUUCCUCAUCAGCUCGUCCCAGCGCUCCGACUCCGGGAUGUACCGCAUCGGCCUCCGCAACGACUAUGGAGAGGUUCACUACGACGUCAGCGUUCAGGUCACAGACGUCCCGCGCCCCCCCAUGAACCUGCGUCCCGUGGAGGAGGUUCCCGGCGUGGUGACGCUGCACUGGGAUCACACGCCUGACCUGGCAGACGACGAGCACACCCACUACAUCGUCCUGAAACGGGACAGCAGCACGGCCACUUGGUUCACAGCCACUGAGCGUGUCUUCAGCAGCAAGUACACCAUCGGCGGCCUGCUGCCCGGCCGCAAGUACUACUUCCGGGUCAUCGCCCGCAACCACGUCGGGGACAGUGACCCCUUGGAUUCCAAGGAGCCCUUCAGCAUUGCUAAGGAGAAAGGUGCAUAG
Paramormyrops kingsleyae is the source of this 3615-nucleotide messenger RNA. NCBI's taxonomy places the organism in Eukaryota, Metazoa, Chordata, Actinopteri, Osteoglossiformes, Mormyridae. The record is from RefSeq and is a predicted model, not a curated record.